Oppiella nova is the source of this 453-nucleotide messenger RNA. Lineage: Eukaryota; Metazoa; Arthropoda; Arachnida; Sarcoptiformes; Oppiidae. The record is from the annotation of a GenBank genome assembly.
AUGAUGUUGGACUCCCAUAAUCCUACGUAUGGAUUGGGAAGUCAUAUCACGGGAAAGUGUGUGAUAGCACUGGACGGAAGACUCGAUUUAUCACAGUCAAGUGAUAUCGAAAGGGGAAUAUCAUCGAGUUUUAUAGGAAAGUACGGAUCAAUUAAAUACUGGAUUGAAGCGGAAAUACAAAGGCCCUUGUUCACUGUGAAUAAUAAGAUUAAGACAAAACUUAAUGUGGAUGUACCACUUGUUUGCAACGACCUAAUGUUGCCGCUGAAAUUAAGUGCACGAAAAAACGCGCAUAUUAUCCAGGUGCCCAUUCCGAUUGUGUUGGAUUCACACAAUCAGACUUAUGGGUUAGGAAGUGAUGUGAAGGGAAAAUGUGUGAUAGCACUGGAUGGGGAACUCGGUUUAUCACAGUGGAAUAGCAUCGAGUUGUUAUGGGAUGUAUGGGUCAAUUGA